AUGGAAGACAUUACUUGUGACUAUGGUUUAAUGGGUAUUUAUGGAGAAAGGAACGGGUAUCUGAAUACUACUGUUGUGGAAAAGAAUGUUAGGAGUCGUUUACUAAACGCUUACUCAGAACAUGCACCCCCCGCAGAGUUGGAGCAGAUGAAGGAAAGGUAUGCAAAGCUGCUUUUAGGAGAAGAUAUGUCGGGUGGCGGGAAAGGGGUUUCGUCUGCUUUGGCUUUAUCAAAUGCCAUUACAAAUCUGGCGGCUUCUGUGUUCGGGGAGCAACAUAAACUGGCUCCAAUGCCGGAAGAUAGGAAAAAGAGAUGGAGGCGAGAAGUCAGUUGGCUCCUAGCCGUGACUGAUUGCAUUGUUGAUUUCACCCCCUCUCAACAAACGGCAAAAGAUGGAUCAAAUAUGGAGGUUAUGACGACACAACAAAGAGGAGAUUUGCGCAUCAACAUCCCCGCUCUAAAGAAGCUAGAUGCGAUGCUCAUUGGUUGUCUAGACAAUUUCAGGGAUCAGAAACAAUUCUGGUAUGUGUCUAAAGAUGCAGAUGAAUCCGAGAAAGGUGUUCAGAGAAGCGACAAAUGGUGGCUACCUACGGUGAAGGUUCCUCCAGAAGGGCUCUCCGAAGAAUCAAGAAAAUGGAUGCAAUAUCAAAAGGACUGUGUCAACCAAGUUCUGAAAGCUUCCAUGGCCAUCAACGCCGAAAUUCUUGCAGAAAUAGAGAUCCCCGAAAACUACAUUGAUAAUCUUCCCAAGAACGGUAGAGAAAGCCUUGGAGAUUCAAUCUACAAGAGCAUUACAGUCGAUUCCUUUGACCCAAUGCAAUUUCUAUCAACCAUGGAUCUCUCAUCGGAGCUAAACGUGCUUGAUCUCAAGAACAAAAUCGAAGCUUCUAUAGUUAUAUGGAAGAGAAAGAUGCAUCAAAAGGACUCGAAAUCUUCUUGGAGUUCAUCUGUACGCUUGGAGAAAAGAGAACUCUUCGAAGAUCGAGUAGAAACCAUUUUACUCCUCUUGAAACAACAAUUCCCUGGACUUCCUCAAUCCUCGCUAGAGAUUAGCAAAAUAGAGUACAAUAAAGAUAUCGGUCAUGCCAUCCUAGAGAGCUAUUCACGUGUGUUGGAGAGUUUGGCAAACACAGUGAUGAACCGCAUCGAGGACGUACUAUAUGCCGACAAUAUGGCACAAGAUCCAUCAUUGCCGGCAAACAAGAGGACAACAUCAUCACGGGUAUCCUUGGGUGCAUUUAUUGAUCCAACAACCGCUCAGAGUCCAGGUCACACGCCUACAGGAUCACCUACAUCUAGGACACUAUCAGAUUUUAUGGGGUGGAGUGUCGAUCAAGAAGGAACAGAGACAACAAAAAGCAUCUCUCCUAAAUCAGAAGACACGGAAAAUGAGAAGUAUCAUAGCAAAUCAGCCAAGAUUAUAUCUAGAACCAAGAAUUCAUAUAUGGAGAAGCUAGAAGCUUAUGGAUUAAGAAGCCCAACGGUCCGCCAUUAA
Molecule: messenger RNA, 1494 nt
Organism: Cynara cardunculus var. scolymus (artichoke)
Lineage: Eukaryota; Viridiplantae; Streptophyta; Magnoliopsida; Asterales; Asteraceae
Product: rho guanine nucleotide exchange factor 8-like
Exons: 9
Coding region: 1-1494 (497 amino acids)
Molecular function (GO): guanyl-nucleotide exchange factor activity
Source: RefSeq, a predicted model, not a curated record